Molecule: messenger RNA, 2139 nt
Organism: Fusarium vanettenii 77-13-4
Lineage: Eukaryota; Fungi; Ascomycota; Sordariomycetes; Hypocreales; Nectriaceae
Exons: 3
Coding region: 1-2139 (712 amino acids)
Biological process (GO): carbohydrate metabolic process
Source: RefSeq, a predicted model, not a curated record
AUGGUCGCUUCACAACUCACUGCGUCGGCCAAGGCCAUGCGCACCACCCCCGUGGCUGGCGCAGCGGCCGGCCCAUCCGAACCGCUCCCAGCUCUUCAAAACCGCGCUGCUUCUAGUCGGAGCCCGUACAUCAAAGAUCAGGCCAGCAGCUUAGUUGCGUGGCAGUUGUUGGACGACGAGACCGUAGAGCGCGCGAGGAAGGAGAAUAAGUUGAUCUUUCUCCAUAUUGGCUACAAGGCAUGCCACUUCUGCCGCCUCAUGCUGCUAGAGUCCUUCUCUAAUCCUGAUUGCGCCUCUGUCCUGAACGAGUUCUUCGUCCCCGUAAUCGUCGACCGAGAAGAGCGCCCAGACCUCGAUACCAUCUACAUGAACUAUGUUCAGGCUGUGAGCAAUGCUGGCGGCUGGCCCUUGAACUUGUUCCUCACGCCAAACCUGGAGCCUGUGUUUGGUGGUACUUACUGGCCUGGUCCUGCAGGGAGACGACAUACUACCGAUGACAGCGCCGACGAAGUUCUCGAUUUCCUCACCAUCGUGAAAAAGGUCCGAGAUAUUUGGAGCGACCAAGAAUCACGUUGCCGAAAGGAGGCAACCGAGGUUCUCGGACAGCUUCGGGAAUUCGCAGCUGAGGGUACCCUGGGCACUAGAAACAUCUCGGCAACCUCAGCUCUCGCGCCCUCGGGCUGGGGCGCACCAGCUCCUAGUCAUACGAGUGCCCCCAAGGACAAGGAUACUUCAGUGUCGGAAGAGUUGGACUUGGACCAGCUGGAGGAGGCUUAUACCCACAUUGCUGGAACCUUUGACCCUGUUUACGGAGGCUUCGGUCUUGCGCCCAAGUUCCUGACGCCCCCGAAGCUGGGUUUCCUGCUCGGACUUCUUAACUUUCCUCGAGAGGUGCAAGAUGUUGUUGGCGAGGCAGAGUGCAAACAUGCUACGGAAAUGGCUCUCGAUACUUUGCGCCACAUCCGCGACGGUGCGCUGCAUGAUCAUGUUGGAGGCACUGGCUUUUCGCGCUGCUCUGUGACCCCGGACUGGAGUAUUCCUAACUUUGAGAAGCUGGUGGUGGACAAUGCGCAGCUCCUUUCACUGUAUCUCGACGCAUGGAAAUCGACUGGAGGGGAUAAACCGACGGAGUUUUUCGACAUCGUUAUCGAACUCGCCGAGUAUCUUUCUUCUGCCCCGAUUGCGCUCCCCGAGGGAGGCUUUGCUUCCAGCGAAGCAGCCGAUUCUCACUACAGACGAGGCGAUAGGGAGAUGCGAGAAGGCGCUUACUAUGUGUGGACGAGACGAGAGUUCGAUUCGGUGCUUGACGAGGUCAACAAGCACAUGAGCCCCGUCCUAGCUGCUCAUUGGGCUGUCAACGAGGACGGAAACGUGGACGAGCACCACGAUCCCAACGAUGACUUUAUCAACCAGAACAUCCUCAGGAUUGAACGAAGUGUCCAGCAGCUUAGCGUACAGUUCAGCAUCCCCGAGGACAAGGUCCGACAAUAUGUCCAAGAAGGAAAAGUGGCACUCAAGCAAAGAAGGGACAAGGAACGAGUGCGACCAGACUUGGAUGACAAGGUGGUUGCUGGAUGGAACGGCUUGGUGAUAUCCGCGCUGGCCAAGACGGCCUUGGCAUUAAAGGGUCUGAGACCGGAACAGAGCUCCAAGUACCUGGCUGUGGCAGAGAAGGCGGUCAAGUUUAUUCAGGAGAAGCUCUGGGAUAGCGACCGCAAGGUUUUGUACAGGAUAUGGUCGGGCGAGAGGGAGACGCAAGCCUUUGCGGAUGAUUAUGCCUACUUGACACAGGGCCUCCUGGACCUCUUUGAUGCGACAGGGAACGAGGCGUACUUGGUGUUUGCUGAUACUCUACAGCCAUCCAGCCCACACACUAUUCUCCGCCUCAAGGACGGCAUGGAUACAUCCGUCCCGUCGACCAACGCCAUCAGUGUGUCCAACCUCUUCCGCAUCGCAGAUCUGCUGGCAGACGAUAAGCUCGCUGUCAACGCACGACAGACCAUCAACGCCUUUGAGGCCGAGAUGCUACAGCAUCCCUGGCUCUUCCCGGGUUUGCUCGCGGGCGUCGUGACGGCGAGGUUGGGGAGCCAGCGAAGGAACGUGAAUGUCAACUACCAGCCCGAGAGACUUUCAGCAUGA